This is a messenger RNA of Sus scrofa (pig), 4834 nucleotides long. The record is from RefSeq and is a predicted model, not a curated record. Lineage: Eukaryota; Metazoa; Chordata; Mammalia; Artiodactyla; Suidae.
UAUGACAGAGAAUUUUGCGGGGGGUGGCAGGGGGAGGAUAAGCUUGCUCCUGACAAAACAGUUUCGUCUUUGGGUUCUGAAAACCCUGGUUGGGAAGGUAGAAGCACCAGUGUUCACUUUGGGGUCAGCGAGUCCUUGCUCAGUACGCUAGGAGAAUUCAUUUGCCUUGAGUGUUUUUCCUUUCAAGUCACGUUUUACUGCUGGAGUUACUCAGCGAAUUAAUAGGUAUAGAAAUGCAAAGCUCUUUUCUUAUUACAUUCUAUCGAUCCGAUUGCAGUGUCAUUAAUUGAAAGACUAGGAAAAUGUGAUGGAUAGUUCUGCUCAAGAUUCUUCAUUCGUUUUGGCCCAGAUCUGUUGGAAGAAACGCUGCAGGAAACUGACUGAAAGAAGCCUUUUGGUCUGACGUGAAUUAUUCUUGCUUGGUCAGUCCUUGUGAGAGCGAGCGAGCAUUUGGUCCUAGUGAGAUUUGCCAUGUGAAAUUAUAAACUGAUUCUACUCUCAGAGGAAAAUCAAAACUCAAGAUGCUUAUUUGUAGAGUUGGAAAGAAUCCGUUUUGUACCUCUCUUUUAUAGAUUACAUAUAUAUGAUGGUACAAAAAAACAAAACAAAAAAACAAAAACAAAAAAUAUCCCCCAGUUUUGAUAGAAACAAAUUUUGACUCUAAGGAAGUGGGCAUUUUGCUCUGUGUUUUAAAUAAUUUCAUUUGGAAUAUUGUGCUUGUGAAGUGUUACUUUCCUUCAUCACCGUCACGCCUGUCUCAUUCUAGUGGGGUGUGAGACUCCAGAGAGUGGUAUGUGGUUAGAAAUUAUUUUUUUAGGGCGGUUUUCUUUUUGGAUUGUUUGACCUACAAUCCCUUGAAUUAGCCCCCUGAAUUUAAAUCAGCUUGAGAAUUUUGCAUGUGUACAACAGAUAGGUCCACAUCCAUAUUUAAAAAGUAUAUCUAAGAUGGAAGACUUAAAAGGAAUCUUUUAAAAUAUCUUAAUCCUGUCUGUGAAUGAGAAAUUCCCAGGCUCAAACAAAAACAUAUCAGAUGAUGUCUAGUUUGUUUGCAAAGGCUGAGCUUGUCUCCUUGCUUUCUGCUUCUGCUUCAGUGAGCUGGGCUAUUUUUCUGUUGUGUUUAUUAUUUUAAAUGUUUGAACUUUGACGUGAAUGGGAGGAAUACUCAAAAUCAAAGCACAUUGACAUGACAGAAAACAUCACUCAUCUCUUGUUUUUAAUAAACGUUGUUGUUUGGAGAAGUUUAGGACAUGUUACUAAUAAUACAUGUCCUGCCAAAUAUAUUUUUUUAAUCCCUCGUCUUUAGUAUUUGAAUGGUCUUUCUCAAGGUGUAAUUUCUUCUCCUGGUUGUGCUUUUGGAUGGCAGGAUAAGUCAUCUGCAGAAAGAUAGGAAGUGAGCAAGUUGCCACGUGGCAUGACCUCAUUUUGGAACACAUCUUGAAAACAUGUUUAAUGCUUUCUGUGCACAGAGACAAUGGAUGAUGGUGUGGGGUCCUCGUAACUGACCUUUAGCUUGGUGAGAAACGUGGGCUGCUUCCUCUGAUCAUCAGCUCCUCUCUGAGUGAAAAAGAGGCGGCUCCCACCUUAGGAAGUAAAUCUUGCUGCUGAGAGCACAGGCUGCCUUACCCCUGGUAUUAUGUCUAAAAAUACAUCCUCAGAGAGGCAGGCAUAUGCUCGCGCAUCAGUGUGAAGGAGCUCUCGCCUUGUUCCUUGUACACCCAUCUAGAUGCUGGAGUGAGGAAUUAAAUUAUCCCAGAAGCCCUGCCAGGUUUUGAUUUGCCAUUGUCUCUGCUUCUUCGCUGCCUGUGAACAGGACCCUUGAUGCAGGGCUUUCAGAGACCAGCCGAUGCUGAUGGGGUCCGUGACUUGCCGGCAGAGCCUGCUCCUUCGGUUGUGUUUGUCUGAGCCAUGCUUUUCUCGCUUUUUGGGGAGGCAGAGAGCCCUGGGCAGAGGUUGCACUUGGCAUAUUUCAGCUCCGUUGUCACUGCUGUGGCUGUUACUCCCCUCGGCGAGAGCCAAGGAGCAACCAGGACGCGAAGAUGCUGGUGUUCCCCAUCCUGCUGUUCUCACUUCUCCAGGACCGAGGCCCCGUGGAGGGAACCAAGAUCCUAGACCAUCCCUUAGACAUGAACUGGUUCAUACCUUGCCAGCUGCAUCUCCCUUGCUUCUUCCAGGACAGAGUGGGUUGAAAGAGCCAGCAGGAACUGAAAAGCAUUGUAAACUAAGGAGGAAAAGUAACAAAGAGCUUGAAGACUUUCAUGGAGCCCAGGCCCUGGACGGAGGCAGGCGACAUCAGAGAACCAAGAAAGCUGAGGGGCAGCCAGGAGGCACCUGUGGCUGCAGAGCCCAGACUUGUCUUUGGAAAAGACGCAGAAGAGCCAGUAAACUUGGCUUCCUCACUUUGGCUCCUCAUGUGAGUAUAACUUAUAUUUCUAACUAUUAUGCAAGUGUCAUUAAAUAGCGUAUUUCCCCAGGUUUCUGUGGAAGAACUUCUCGUUUGAUCUUUGCAACGCUGGCACUCUUUUAGAACUAACCACGGAAAAAAACUUGAUGACACUUCCGUGCUUCUUAUAAAAUUCAUCUUCAGGGUAAUUUUAUGGUGUGUGUUUUCCCCCUUGAAUGUUUUAAAGAGCUGGAUUUCUCUCCCUUUGCAGAGCAUUCUAGCAGCUGUGUCUCAUUUGCUUUGCAAGGGCAUUGGAAGAAAUUGCUAUUUUGGAAGUUCCUUAACAUAUGGGAUGAUUGUACAAAGCACUUUACAGUUUGCAUAGUGCUUUCCCAUUAUUUCACCUAGUCCUUUCUCCUAGAAGGCCAGGACAUAUUAUUUGCAUUUUCCAGAAAGGGAAAUACAGGUCCUGAAUAAAUAGUUGAAGCGUGGCAGGACAAUUUAUCUUACUCUGGAAUUAAUAGAUUAAAAUCUGUUCCCUCAGAUCCGUUCAUACCCAUGACCAGAUAGCCUCACAUUUUUUGACCUAGUCAGGUAAACCAGCAUACCCACUAUGGAUCUGAAGACUAUGUGGUCCAGCUAGUUUUAGGUCUGAGUUCUGUCUGAGUGACCGGGUAGUGGGAAUUGUGCUGUUGAGCUGCUUUUAUUAAAAGUGAGAUAGUGGAUGGCCAAAAGCCACAGGUUCUGGGAGCAGACUGCCUAGGUUUAAAUCCAAACUCCAACCUUUAUCAGCUGUGUGACAUUUCUCAGCCUCGUUUUUCUUAUCUGUAAAGUGGGAAUAUUAGUUGCUACUGUAUGGAGUUACUAUGAGGCUGAAUUGACUUAAUUCACUGAAAACUCUAAGCAUAAGCACAUAGCACACAGUAACCCCUCAGUGAAUGUUGGCUGUUACCACGUUGUGAUCCAAAGGGUGGCUACCUGGUCAUUUUUUCUGAGAUUCGUUUAAGUUGAUUUGUUUCGUGAAAUUACACAAAUGGCUCAUUCAAGACAGGAGACAGUUGAUAGUCUUAGGAGGAAGUUGGAGUAGACAGACCAUAUCCUAGUGUUUCCUCUGCUUUUAAGAGCAGUGAUCAGUCCCUCUGUCAUCCUCUUUAAACACAAAACUGCCAUAUUCUUCUUUCCAAAUAAUAUGGGAUUUUGACAAAGGGCCUCAUUCAUUAGUACACACCAUAUUUCAUCCUAGCGCUUUUGGAAUAGUAGCACCCAAAAAAGACAAGGAUGACAUUGGUUUUCUUACAGUUCCAGGUGGAAGUAAGGUAUAGAGGAAAUAGCAGGGAUCUGCUUCAUUUCAGAUGUUCUCUUGUUGAAAUACAAAGGGCUGAGUCCCACAUCUGCUUCUCAUUUGCUGGGUAAACUGGGCAAAGCACUUUGCUUCUCUGUACCUGAAUUUCUCCAACUGUAAAGAGGAAUUAUAAUACCCACAGGACAAUCAACACAUCUCCCACUUGCUGGGACUUUUCCAUGGCAAGUGCCACAUCCUGGGAACCUCCCCAGUCCUAGGAAGACUAGGAUGGUUUGACCCCCCAAAUAUCUGCCUCUCAUCUUACUGGAUUCACCAUAAGGGCAGUGGAUAUAAAUAUGCUUUGAUAUUUCAUGAACUAAAGAGUAUAGUGAACCCAGUUGUGAACGCCCAAGUUCCCAAAAUAUUGCUUUGAAUUACUGGGAAAAAGAAUACAGGGUAUCAUUUCUUAAGGAAGAAUAUACACUUUAAUUUUUGGUGCACCAUUUUAUAAACUGCUUGUAAAUACAUAAUGUGGCUGGCAAUUUCCAUUAUUGGAUAUGCUGUGUUUUACAUCAUUCUUGUAUGUUUAAAUACAUGUAAUCGAAAGUAUACAAAAGGAAUAUUCAUACAGAACAGUUUGGACAGUUACUUUCAGGUCAUGACAAAGAUAAUUUGUAUUGGAAGGACCUCAUUUGAAAUGUCUUUACUUUCUGAAAAAUUCUGUUUUGCAUAUUUUUGAAAGGAUUAUCAUGUGCAAUAAAUUGAUUAAUGAUUAGCCUUAGAAAACUUCAGAGGAAAGCAAGUCUAGGGAAGAUGACAUAACUGACUGUCUACUUGGUAUCUGAAAAAUAGGUACUUACCAAAGGAUAAGAGUCCAUUGCUGGAAAUUAAUCUGAGACAACAUCAGUGUUCAGAAGAUGUGCAGAAAUGUUAACCAAUAUGCACAUUCAGGAAUUAGAGUAGUUUCCUGAAAAUUACUCACUUAGUUUUCUUUCCUAUCAUAGCGCACUUGAGUGGAACUUCAAAAUAUGCAAGUAUGCAUUGGCAUGGAAGUUCGAAGUUAUUUUUUAAAUUUUAAUUUUUUAUUGAAGUAUAGUUGAUUGACAAUGUGUUAACUUCUUACAGCAAAGUGAUUCAGUUUUAUAUAUACACACACUUUUAAAAAUAUUAUU